AUGUUACAGUUUGUAUUAAUAAUAUUAUUAUUCAUACCAAUCGUUGUUCAAUCUAAAGGUGUAUGGUCUUAUGAAAAUACCAAACAAUGGAUACGUGGAAAUCCCUAUUGCGGUGGUAAAUUACAAUCACCAAUUGAUCUUCGAUUUAAUAUAUCACAUUAUGAUCGUCGUCUGAAACAAAUGUAUUUAGAAGAACGAUAUCCUAGAGAACCAGCCGAACUUUUCAAUAGUGGUCAUACAGUACAACUCAAUAUGAGAAAUCAUUAUGUAUUAAAAAAUGUUGCGCCUGAAAGUGAAGAUUAUAAAGUUGAACAAAUUCAUUUUCAUUGGGGUCAUUCAAAUGAUGAUAUUAAUGGAUCAGAACAUUUACAUGAAGGACGACCAUAUCCACUUGAAAUGCAUAUGGUUACUUAUUCGAACUGGUAUUCAGAUAUUCGUCAAGCUAUGUCUAAUACACGUAGUCUUGCUGUUGUUGGUGUUUUCUUUGAAGUUAGUGAUGAACCGAACCCAUUACUUCAACCACUAAUUGAUGCAUUAAUCCAUGUUAAAGGUCAAAAUGAAAAAACUUCUGUUAGUGAAGAAUUUAGUUUGAAAGCAUUAAUUGGUGAAGAACGUAUGAGUCGUUAUUAUCGUUAUGAUGGUUCAUUAACAACACCACCUUGUUAUGAAUCAGUUAUAUGGAGUGUUUUAUUAGACCCAUUGAAAUUAUCGUUUCAACAACUUCAUGCUUUUAGAUAUUUACAUGAUGAAAAAGCUCAUUUAAUGAAAAAUGUGUAUCGACCAAUACAAUCACUUGGUACAAGAAAAUUAUUUCGCAGUUUUCUUUCAAAAGAUUUUAAUGAUGAUUUACAACAACGACAGUUAAUAGCAAAAAAUCAUGGGCAAUAUUUAACAAAUAAUAUGAAAUUAAUAGUCAUCUUAACUAGUUUAUUAAUGAUUGUGCUCUAA
Molecule: messenger RNA, 948 nt
Organism: Rotaria sp. Silwood2
Lineage: Eukaryota; Metazoa; Rotifera; Eurotatoria; Philodinida; Philodinidae
Source: the annotation of a GenBank genome assembly